This is a messenger RNA of Fonsecaea nubica, 1458 nucleotides long. Its product is annotated as ornithine aminotransferase. Gene Ontology annotation, molecular function: pyridoxal phosphate binding; L-ornithine transaminase activity; identical protein binding. The coding region runs from base 1 to 1458 and encodes 485 amino acids. Gene Ontology annotation, cellular component: cytoplasm. The record is from RefSeq and is a predicted model, not a curated record. The transcript has 2 exons. NCBI's taxonomy places the organism in Eukaryota, Fungi, Ascomycota, Eurotiomycetes, Chaetothyriales, Herpotrichiellaceae.
AUGGCACCGUCGGCAACCAACGGCGAUGGCGUCAACGGCAUCACCAGGGUAAAUGGGCAGACGACUGGCACUCAGUUGAAAGCGACGGCUCCGGCGUUCCACCCGGCUGGCACGCCCGAUCGAUCAAGGUACCAUGCGUCGACUUCCGAUGAAGCCAUCCACGCUGAGCAUGAAUACGCCGCUCACAACUACCACCCUCUACCGGUUGUCUUUGCUCGAGCGCUGGGAACCACGGUAUGGGAUCCAGAAGGCCGACAAUAUCUGGAUUUCCUUUCCGCGUAUUCUGCCGUGAACCAGGGCCAUUGCCACCCAGAACUCGUCAAAGCCUUGGUCGAACAAGCAUCCACGCUCACCCUGAGCUCGAGGGCAUUCUACAAUGACGUAUUCCCCCGGUUUGCAGAAUUCGUCACCAAGUAUUUCAACUUCGACAUGGUGUUGCCAAUGAACACCGGUGCUGAGGCCGUGGAAACAGCAGUCAAGAUCGCCAGGAAAUGGGGAUAUAAGUCCAAAGGCAUACCACAUGACGAGGCAAUCGUGCUCAGUGUGGGGGAAAAUUUCCAUGGACGGACGUUCUCGGCCAUCUCCAUGUCCACUGACCCUGAAUCCCGCGACAACUAUGGUCCCUACCUACCCGGCGUCGGUAGCAUCUCUCCAGCCACGGGUAAAGUUAUUCCAUACAAUGACAUCCCGGCUGUCCGUGCCGCAUUCGAAUCCCACGGCGACAAGAUUGCCGGGUUCCUCGUUGAACCGAUCCAGGGGGAAGCCGGUAUUGUGGUUCCCGACGACAGCUAUCUGGCGGAGCUUCGCGCACUGUGCGAUAAAUAUAACGUGCUGCUCAUCUGCGACGAGAUUCAAACAGGUAUCGCGCGGACGGGGAAACUUCUCUGCCACGAAUGGGCCGGAAUAAAACCAGACCUUGUUCUGUUGGGUAAAGCCAUCUCCGGCGGAAUGUAUCCCGUCUCCUGCGUCCUCGGCCGCAAAGACGUCAUGCUCACCAUCGAACCCGGUACACACGGGUCCACGUACGGCGGCAACCCGCUUGGUUGUGCCGUCGCGAUCCGUGCCCUUGAGGUCGUCCGUGAAGAGAAGAUGACUGAACGGGCAGAGAAGCUCGGACAUGUUUUCCGCGAUGGAUUGAGGGAUCUGAAUUCGGAUUUGAUCAAGACAGUCAGGGGUAAGGGCCUGCUGAACGCGAUUGUGAUCGAUGAGGAAAAGACAAACGGACACAGUGCGUGGGAUCUGUGUAUGUUGAUGAAGGAGAAGGGAUUAUUGGCAAAACCCACGCACCAGAACAUCAUUCGUCUUGCUCCGCCGCUAGUCAUUACAGAAGAUGAGAUCAAGCGUGCUUUGGCCAUCAUUGCGGAGGCAGUGGCGGAACUUCCGAACUUGAAGGGAGAGAAAGAGAAGCAGGUCCUUCCAGAGGGUGAGAAGAAUGUUCACAUUGGUGUGGACAAUUAA